GUCGAAUGUCAAGUUGUAAAAAAAUAAAUAAAAAAAUAAAAAUAAAGAACAUUAUUUCUUUCCCAAUAAGGCCAUUUCUAUCUUAUUUCUUACCCUACCUAUCUUCUUCUUUCCCCCUCUCUGCAAAACCAAAGCCUCCUCAAGAAGUGCAAUGACUCUCUCAUGGAAAUAGACUCAGCGAAGAUGAGUGUGGUUGAAAGUGGUUGUUUGGAGGGGAUAGCGAAUGGGUGUGACAACUUUCCAGACUUUCUGAAUAUUUUGGAUUUCCCAGAGGAGAGUUUGGAAGGAGAAGACUUUGUAGGGGAUUGGGAUGCUAAUAUGUUGGAGUCCCUUGGCCCAAUCCCUUCAGAUGCUUUGAUGGGGUUGUCUCCUCCAUUGCCUAAGGCUGAUAUUGUUAAUGGCUCUUUGAAGACGGCAUUCAAGUCCCAGGCUAUUGAGGAAUCAUCUGGUGCUACGCUUUUCUACCCAAGCAAAUAUUAUGAUGCGCGGAAGUCUCGUUUGUUCCAGACACAAAGCCCAAUAUCUGUCCUAGAGUGCAGCAUUUCCAACAAACCUGACUUGAUCAUCCCGGUACGUACCCGAUCCAAACGUACCCGACCAACCGUCAAUCCAUGGACUCUAAUCCCUCCUCCCAUAUCUCCUACUGCCUCCGCAUUGGGUGGGAAGAAAAGAAGAAUGAGGAUGAAGACAUCAGUUAAUAAUGGGGUGACUUCGGACCAGGCACUGUCCACAGUUAAAAGAUGCACACAUUGUGAAGUCACAAAGACACCACAGUGGAGAGAGGGACCAUUGGGACCCAGGACUCUAUGCAAUGCGUGCGGUGUCCGUUACCGCUCGGGACGGCUUCUUCCGGAAUACCGUCCAGCAGCUAGCCCAACAUUUGUUCCUACACUGCACUCCAACUCUCACAGAAAGGUUGUGGAAAUGAGAAGGAAAGCUGUUCUGGACAUGCCGGAUGGUUAAGGAUUUAAGAUGGUGGGAGAGUCUAGUUAGGAGGGAUUAAUGUUUUCUCUUUUAUGCUCUUAAGGUUAUUUACCAGAGGGAGAUUGUGCUAAUUACUGAAGCAGUUUUGUACAAAAAUGAGAUGGAACUUAAGAGUGGUAGAUCCAAGAGAAAAAAGGCUGGAGGUUUUUACUGGUGAUUUUAUGGAACCUCUUAAACUCUUGCUCGGUUUCUUUUAUUACAUUCUUCUUAAGUUCUUAUCCCCCUGGCAAGGUGACCCCUUUUUAUUGUCAUUUUAGAUUCUUUAAGCUGAUCAGAUUUUAAGUGGAUCACAGUUUAGUCUCC
Molecule: messenger RNA, 1287 nt
Organism: Cuscuta europaea
Lineage: Eukaryota; Viridiplantae; Streptophyta; Magnoliopsida; Solanales; Convolvulaceae
Source: the annotation of a GenBank genome assembly